UGACCGGUAGAAUGUGUUGGGGCGUCAGGGGAUGGGAGGUCAAAACAAAUGUGGGUGUUGAAACGGGAGGGUGAGGACGGUCCAUUCAACAGCAACGUGGUGGUACAUCCUAGCGGCGGCGGGAAGCAAUGGGCUGAGCAUGCUGCUGCCUUGGUGGGGGUUAAACACUCACUCUCGCCGCUCGUCCACACUCACACGGAGCCCGCCCGCGCGACCCUCCGCAAGACCGGUGGCCCGCUCCAAGACAACUUUUAGACGGGCCUCGACGCGGAAGUCUCCACCGGUGACGCUUUUAUCUUGGGGGGGAAAGUUGAGGCCCGGUAAAUUAAAUGAGACGACUUUCAUUUUUUUGAGAAGCGAAAAAAGGGAGCGAACCACUUGGAGGGGAGACGGAGAACGGUGCGCCGUCUUCGAAAGCAUCCAGAUCGAACUUACUCUGUUUUUUUUUAAUUGUUGUUGUUUUUUUUUUUUGCUGGAACGAAAGAGUUUUGGUCACUCUCAAAAGGAGCUUCGUGGGACCUUCCUUUUUCCCCGUUUUUUUAAAUCGGAAACUUUGGAGAACUCUGGUAACAGCUUGUCGCUCUUGUCAAUGACUUGAUUCGCCUAUGAGCAUGUGUCCCAACCUUAACUCGCUUGAAAUUCGAAGUGGUAGUUGCGCACGAAAAAAAAAACAACUUGCUAAGAGUGAAAAAAGUACGAGCACCUAGUCCAAAAUGAAAGUGAACCAAAGAGGUCAAAGUGAUGAAGAGGAAGCAAACAUCUUGAAAGAGCACUGAGUCCCUGCACUUCGAGGGGACAAGACGAAGAAGAGCAGCCUAUGCACAAGACCCCCAUCCCAAAGCGCUGGGCACAACAAGAGAUGUGUGUGUUGUGUUGUGCUGUUGAGGGGGAGGUAAAGAGAAAAGAGACGGAUAAAGUUCGAGAGUGAGGCGGCUAAUUGCUCAGUCGCUCCCUCAUUAGCAUAUCCAAUGCGCGUCCGCUGGACACAAGCCAAUCCUCCCCACCUUCACACGCUGCCACUCAUCUCCAAGCAUUAUUCACUAUCAUAAUUAUUAUACCGACAUGCGCAACCUCACGCACAGCCGCGACAGUGAGAGCGGCUAAAUUCCACAGUUCGUCCCCGCACUUUGCCUGCAGACUCUUUUUUUGGGAGGGGGGGUGGGGGUGUAGGGGGGAGAGAAGAACUUUGUCAAGUGGACCGGUGCGCACUGCGCUGAUGUGGCUGAGCCGCGCGCACACGCACAGCCCCGGACUCUCACAGCAGAAGCAGCGGCGAAACCAACGCCGGUACGGACACCAGUGCCAACACCAAAAACAGAACCAGUACCAGCAUGUCCCGGCGCAAGCAAGCCAAGCCGCAGCACCUCAAGUCGGAAGAGGAUGCGCCCAUUAGCGGGAUCAUUUCUCAGCAUGCUCGAGGUGAUGUGCUGGAUGAUGCUGACAGCGGGAAUGAAAGCCGCAGCGGCAGUGAAGAGACUCAUGUGUGUGAAAAAUGUUGUGCUGAGUUCUUCAAGUGGGCAGAUUUCUGUGAACAUUUAACGAGCUGCAUCAAGAACCCACUAGUGCUGAUUGUAAAUGACAAUGAGGAAACACCUAUUCCCUCCCAGGAGUACUCAGAACCAUCCCCUGUGCCCAGUUGCCCGAGUGAGCAAGCUGACAGCGAUGAUGCCAGGGACGGCAACCGCACACCCGCGAGUGAGGGCGACGAUGUCUCAGAGAUGACCACGUCCAAUGGGAUCAGGAUCCUAGAAAAUGAGGAUGUGGAGAUGGAGGUAGAACUCUCUUCUGAAAAAAACAUGGAUCUUGAAGAAAGAGACGUGGCAUCACCUGAAGCAGAUGGCUCAGUAUCUCAGCUUGAUGAUGUCAGCCCCCCGAGUGUUACGAGCUAUACCAUGCCAAGCACUAAUGUUACCCUCGAAACACUGCAUGGCACCCGGGUAGCAGUUGCACAGUUUUCUCAGAGCAUUCGGGCAGCAGCAGGCAAUGGAGUUUCCACCAUGGCUAUCCCUAUGAUCUUGGAUCAGCUGAUGGCCCUUCAGCAGCAGCAAAUACACCAGCUGCAGUUGAUAGAACAAAUACGAAGUCAAGUGGCUCUGAUGAACAGACAGUCUGCAUCACAGCCUGCACUGAACCACCACAACACAGUGACUGGGAACCCCGGGCCGGUUUCUGCUUGUGCCCCCUCGGUUGCAAGUCAACUUCAGCUUCACAACUUUAUCACUCCUCCAGUUCAUCAGCUGCCUGUUCGGUUGUCGGCUUCUCUCAACAGCCAAGGUUCUUUGCCUCUGACCUCUGGAAUAGAAAGGCCUCACUCCCAAACAUCGAGUAGAAGUCAGCCAUCGAAUUCUUCAGUCUCCAAUACAUCCUCCAGUAGUUCAGUGUUUCCCCCACCCAGUGCCUCUGGAUUGUCAGCUCUCCUUCCAUCCUGCUCAUCAUCCCUCACCAACAUGAGCAUGAGCAAUAGUGUGACAGGAAACGGUGGAAUCAGUAGCAGUUCCACACAUCCCAGGAACUGCAGCACUCCGCCAUCGCUCAGUCACAACAGCCUUCUGAACUCAGCUUCCAAUCUACCGCUGAUACCUCACAGCUCGUCAAGCAGCGUCAUAUUCCCAAACCCAUUGGCUAGCAUAGCAGCAACAGCAAAUGCACUCGACCCCCUAUCUGCUUUGAUGAAACAUCGCAAGGGGAAGCCCCCAAAUGUGUCCGUUUUUGACACUAAGCCCAGUUCUGAAGACCCUUUUUUCAAGCACAAGUGUAGAUUCUGUGCCAAAGUAUUUGGCAGCGACAGCGCACUACAAAUCCACCUGCGUUCCCACACUGGAGAGAGGCCCUACAAAUGCAACAUAUGUGGUAACCGAUUCUCUACCAAGGGAAAUCUGAAAGUCCACUUCCAGAGGCACAAAGAAAAAUACCCUCAUAUUCAAAUGAACCCCUACCCAGUUCCUGAGUACCUAGACAAUGUUCCUACAAGCUCAGGCAUUCCAUAUGGUAUGUCUUUGCCCCCAGAAAAGCCUGUUACCACAUGGCUUGACAGUAAACCUGUCCUCCCUACUGUUCCCACCUCAGUCGGGCUCCAACUACCUCCCACCUUACCGAGUAUGAUGGGUGGCUUUGGUGAUUCUGCAAGCCUCACUCCCUUAAAUAGGUCACCUCAAAGGCCAUCACCCCCAUCAAGCGAAUGUGCAUCGUUGUCUCCGAAUAUUGUGAUUGACUCUGUAAUUACCACUACGUCAAUUUCCCCAAAACCCACACCGGGGAGUGAUAUACCUCCUGUCCUGAAGCCUGAAGGCAUUCUCCUGCCCCCAACCGGCCCGAGUCGGCCAGGGGAAAACACCACUACUACAACAACAGUAUCACACGUGGUUCUCUCCACUGCCAUCACCUCCACAACAUUGACUGGCAGUUCCCAGGUUUCUGAACCCAUCAACAGCCCAAACUCCUCCUCAAACCCGUUGUCCCACCCUGUUCUCCCCAUGCUCUCUGAUCAAUUUAAGGCUAAAUUUCCCUUUGGAGGCCUCCUAGACUCUAUGCAAACAUCAGAGACAUCAAAGUUGCAACAGCUUGUUGAAAACAUUGACAAAAAAAUGACUGACCCCAACCAGUGUGUCAUUUGCCACCGUGUUUUGAGCUGUCAGAGUGCUCUCAAGAUGCACUACCGCAUCCAUACCGGCGAGCGACCUUUUAAAUGCAAGAUUUGUGGGCGGGCAUUCACCACCAAGGGUAAUCUGAAAACACAUUUUGGUGUUCAUCGGUCCAAACCCCCUCUACGAGUCCAGCACUCAUGUCCUAUCUGUCAGAAGAAGUUCACCAACGCUGUUGUUCUACAACAGCACAUCCGUAUGCACAUGGGCGGCCAGAUCCCAAACACUCCAGUCACAGAAAACGUUCAGGAAAUGGACACAGACCUGUCAUUCGAUGAAAAGAGCAUUGAUGCAAUGAGCAAUUAUGAUGACGAUCUUCUGGAUGAAAUGGAGCAGGCUAUAGAUGAUGACGUUGAUUUAAAAGAAGGUGAAUUGGACCCAUUGAAACCUUAUUCACCUGGAAGCUCUCCACCAACUUCCAUAAUGUCGAGCAUUGCCGCGAUGGAGAACCAGAUGAAGAUGAUUGACUCCACUGCAAAAAUUACCAGUUCAUUUAUUCAAAAGCCUAGUCAAAAUUUCUGCAGCUAUGGAAGCGAGAAUGAAUGUUUUCCUACUGAUUCGCUGUCUGUAGCUGGGGAUGCAGAAUCUCAAAGCUUGGGGAGCCCUGCGCUGUCAGAGUCCUCCGGUUCUUUGCAACAUUUGUCUCCAGCUCACAGCCACUGUGAGAACCAGCGAUCCAAGUCCCCAGCUACCCUCAAUAAUCACAACACCGCUGUGGCAGUAGAGGAGAGCCAGGAGAACAAUGCAGUCGGCUUGGCAACUGUGAAGUCUGAAAAAUCUGAAACUCCAUCUCCACUUCCUGCAACAGAAGGCAAUGGGGCCCUGGACCUAACUGCCAUUCAACGGAGCAGACACUUUAUCAAGGAGGAGAGCCACUUCAGUAUGCUGUUUCUGAAUAGAGAUCGAGGUCUAAACACUCCUAGCUUGGCCAGCACUGCAUCAAAUAUGAUCAAAAUGGAAAUGAACGGGCACAGCAAGUCGAUGGCUUUGAGCGACAAUUCCCACCUGCCUGUGGGCAUCCAGGUUCCUGCUGCUGUAGCCCCCCAAGCCACCCUGAGCCCCAGCACUAACCCCAUGUUGGCUCCCCCACCCCCACGACGUACACCAAAGCAGCACAACUGCCACUCUUGUGGGAAGAAUUUUUCUUCUGCCAGUGCUCUGCAAAUCCAUGAGCGCACACACACUGGGGAAAAACCUUUUGCCUGCUCCAUCUGUGGACGGGCCUUCACUACUAAAGGCAAUCUAAAGGUCCACAUGGGGACGCACAUGUGGAACAAUGCACCAGCGCGCAGAGGGCGGCGAUUAUCUGUGGAGAAUCCCAUGGCCCUACUUGGUGGGGACGCAAUGAAGUUCAGCGAAAUGUUCCAGAAGGACCUGGCAGCUCGGGCAAUGAAUGUCGACCCCGGUUUUUGGAACCAAUAUGCAGCUGCUAUCACCAAUGGCUUGGCCAUGAAGAACAAUGAGAUCUCUGUGAUCCAAAAUGGAGGUAUCAGCCAGCUACCUGUCAGCCUCGGCGGUACAGGAAUCCCUUCGCUGCGAGCCAUGCCUAGUGCAAUGGACCGUAUGCACACAGGCAGCAGCUCUCCUAUGAGCGGGAUUGAGAAAGCUACCCUCGAGGUCGGGGCGAGCCGCCCAUUCUCCAGGUAUAUGGAGGAAAACAAAGAGAUUGGGAUCAAUUGAAGAAAGACAAGUGUCUUGAAGCUAAGACUAAAACUAAAAGUCUCAUAUGGAAAGAAACUGCUGAUAAAGUCUAAAAUUCAUGUUACUAUAUUAUGUACAGAUGAAAUAUUUUUUGCUCUUGGAAAUAUUGUAUUUAGUGUUGACUAGAGUUUUUUUGCAUUCCCUGUUCACUUGAUAUGAUGAAUGAUGCUUUGUCUCUUGUUUGGGAAUACAGAAUGUUGUCUUGCAAGAUUUGCAUGAGACUUAUAGUGUUUUUCUGUAUGUUUGACUGCUUUGAUGAAUUCUUUUGAAAACCGGGAUUUUGCCUUAUUCACAAUGGGCAAACAUCAUGAACAGGACUAAAACAGAAAAGAAUGAAUGUUUGUUCGUAGGCAUUCAGUCGACCUGCUUUACGAGUGCUGUUUUUGAUAGAAAACGACUACAGUAUAGUGUUUCUCUGCUCACCUGACAUUUGUUUUCUCAUGACUAGAAAACUUGAAAAAAAAGUUUUAACUAUUAUAAUCUUUACACUUAGUCUCAAAGCAUUGUCUUAUAAUAUUGUCCUGUGUCUUUAGUAUUUAUGAUAUUGACAACAAAAAAGAAAAAAAAGCGGGAUACAAAAAUAUAUUUAAUGGCCCACCCAUUUUAUUGAUUCCAUUGUUUUUAUUUUCCAACAUACAGACUUCACUGAUGAAUAUCCUGUUCAAUAAAAACAGUAAGUCAUUUGAGUUUCACAACAGAGAAUAUGCUGAGGUUUUUAUUUGGAUAGCUGGUAAGACUCUGUAUCUUAAAAUAUGGAGGUGACGUGACCUGUAUAUGAGGCUGGAGAAGUCCAAAGCUGCUAUGACCUCUGCCCUGCUUUUAACCUUUGUAAAAAAAAAAGAAAGACAAAAGAAGUGAUCCUUUUGAAGAAAAAUCUAUGUAUAGAAAUACAAAAAAUCUAAAACAGGUAUACACACAGUAUUUUGUAUCACAUAAAAACAGACAUCAUGAGUUGAAAGUAUUUGUCAUGUUUGUGCACUUUUUAAAAAUGAGACGUUUUGUCUGUGAUACGAUUAACCUUUUGACCGAGCUAUCAUAAGUGCUGUUUUCAUUGUUUUCGGCUUACCACUCCUACAAUUUGCAGUUGGUGAUUGCAUCAGUGCUACUCAUCGGAGUGCAAACCCAUAAGUCAGUCAAAAUCUUCGUAAAUAAAAUACUUGACCACAAUGGUGUCUAUGACUUAUAUUCCUCCUUCUGCAUCAUAGUGCUUGUUUCAAUAGGAUUUAGUCAAAAUAAAAGGCAUAGUCAGUGUCCUUAAAAA
Hippocampus zosterae (dwarf seahorse) is the source of this 6603-nucleotide messenger RNA. It is a transcript of the gene sall3a, whose product is annotated as spalt-like transcription factor 3a. The transcript is spliced from 4 exons. The record is from RefSeq and is a predicted model, not a curated record. Gene Ontology annotation, biological process: regulation of transcription by RNA polymerase II. Gene Ontology annotation, cellular component: nucleus. Bases 1332 to 5321 code for a protein of 1329 amino acids. Lineage: Eukaryota; Metazoa; Chordata; Actinopteri; Syngnathiformes; Syngnathidae. Gene Ontology annotation, molecular function: RNA polymerase II cis-regulatory region sequence-specific DNA binding; DNA-binding transcription factor activity, RNA polymerase II-specific.